UAAUUUGUGAGAGAAUAUGCAAAUUGCAGAAAAAAAAUAAUAAGUUUAGCAAUGGAAAGUAUCUGUUUAGAAGCAUGCAUUGUUGACAUGUAAAAACAAGUAAAAACAAUGGAAACGACAGUUGUAAAGAUUCGUCCGAUCAAGUUGAUAGCAGUAAUUUUUAGUUGUAUAACACUACUGUUAUUGAUAGUAGCAGUAGCAGAGCAGGAAUGGGUUGAGGUCAAGUUUCAUGACGAGGACCAAAAGUCCAGAUGGGGCCUGUGGACUCUUUGUACUAAAGGAGAAUGUAACUCCCUGGAAUAUGAAUGGAUAAAAGUAUCUGCAGCAUUCGUACUCAUAUCAGUUAUUCUGACUUUCGCUGGAACAGUGUGUGGAAUUCUGGGAUUGAAAGUUGUCAUUCCUUACAAUAAUCGUCUGUGGUAUUUGUCUGCAGGAGUGAUCAUGGCCUGUGUAGCUUUGUCAGACAUAUUGGCCCUGAUAAUAUACCCUGUGAAGUUUAAGGAGGAGAUAAUGGUACAUGAGGAUGUGAGACGUUGGGACUUUGACUGGACUUAUGGUUUUGGUUGGGGAGCAUUUAUCUUCUCAGCAGCAGCAUCUGUGUUUUUCUUCAUUCCAUCAGAAACAAAAGAAAUUUCGAGAAAGUCGUUUUCAUCUGAUAUUUGACAUUGUUUUUAAACAGUAACUGCAAUGCAUAAUUUCUGUGUAUAAAUGAUCUCAUGUUUUAAAGUAGUAGAUUUCAUGCAGAAUCUGUUUCUUUUUUGACAUUAUUCUCUAAUUUUUAUGCCCCACCUUUGUAGGGAGAUCUAAGACAUUGUUAGGCUUAGAUUUAAUUGGGUUAUAACAGAAAUGUUAACAUAGAAGAUAAAUAAUAUAUUAAUAUGAACAUUUGCCCUUUUGAUGUUAGUAAUACUAGAAAAAUAGAAAUAAAACUGAGAAACAAUAAAAAUUAUUACAGAACCUGUACUCAAUAAUUCUGCUUUAGUCCAGUGUAUAAUGUUAUCAUAUUUCAAAUUGACAAGAAUAUUGGAUGUAUUUUCACAAUUUAGAAUUUCCAAUCAGAAAAGAUAAGUGAUGUGUUUAAUGAGUCAGUAAUGAUUGUGAAAUACACUUUUUAAAAUGUCAAUUGAUGAUUUACUCUCUUUUAAAAAUAUUUAACCUUUGUUUAAAAGUUUACACAAUGGUGUAGUCACAUUUAUAAUACCAUAUACAAGUGCAAUAUGAAAAUGUACAUUAUAUACAUGUAUGCUGUAAACUGUCUGAUGUAGUGUUGUGUUAUAGUAUUUUUCUUGCCAUUGUUAUACCUGUUAACUUGUUGACUGUAUUAUCAAAUCAAAGGAAUGGUUUAUUUUUAACUAAAUUUUUAGUGUAUUUGUUACCAGUGUAAAGUGGUAAAUCAACCAUAGGAUGACAUAAGGAAACACAAUGUGUAAUUCCUUAUCAGACUGGAGUUACCUUUCCCUCAGAGAGGUCAUCCAUACAUGGUAACAUUCUUACACAGUUGUUUUGAUACCCAGAGAUUAUGGUAUUAAUAGAUCUGAUUUAAAUACUCCUACAUGUUAGAAUGAGUUGUCAAGUAAUUAUAUAUGUUCUGGACCAUAUGAGUAUUUGGACCGUAAACAUAUGGUCUGACAAUAUGAAUUUAUACUCAUUUGGAUAUUAACAGGGUGGACCAUAUGAGUAUUUAGACCAAAUAGGUAUUUAUUGAAUUAAUUCAAACUUCCUUAAGAGACACAGCUCAUUGUCACAAGUUAUUAAAUGAAAUCCUUUAUAUUUGUUUUGGACAUUUUUUUUUCUUAUUCCCCAGCGUUUAGGUUAGAUUUUCUUAAAAAUCUUCUAAUUUCAACUUAUUUUCACUUCACUGAUGUGUUCGAAUAUAUCAUACUCUUAUUCAUGCGAUCUUACAAUAACAGUGGUUUCUACAUAAGAAUAGAGGGACAGCACUAUAAACUACUGUAAUUGUAUAAAGAGGAGCAUAAACAAAUUUGAUAACUAAAAAUAAUUUGAAAUGUUUAAGAAAUUUUAGUUUACAAAAAAACAAAUUGAAACACCAAAAUAAAGAAAAAAAGGAGGGUUCAAUGCUCCAAUUAACUUAUUGCUUUACAGUUCUUUUAGUUAUUUUCUGAGUUGACAUAUUGUGUUUCGUAAAGACUAAUUAAUAAUGACCAUGCAAAAAUACUUCUACGAAAAAAUUUUAAAACUUGUGACUGUGCUAUCAUUCAUCUUAUUUUAUUAAUCAUGUUACAAUGAUUACCAAGUUAUUAUCUGAGUCUAAAUCUUAAUUUAUGAAAUCUUGAAGGGUUAUACCUUAUGCAAUUACUGUUCAACAUUCAUAGUAUUAAUUACCUGGACCAUACGUGUAUGGUUGGACUGUAUGAUUAUAUACGCAUAGGGUCAUGACCAUACAUGUAUGGUCAAAUACUCAUAUGGUCAAGAACAUAUAUAUAUCUGUGUUAAUUGUUACAUUGUUUGUUGUACAUGUUCCAUUGUUUGUCAGAGGUGGAUUUGUUUUGUUUUUUAGAGGGUGGGGGUGUUAAUGCAUAGACUUUUUACAAGGUCCACUCCAAUCAUUGUCUAGUCUGGGAGCCCAGGGCCCCUUGUUUGUUGUUACAUUACAUUGUUUUUUGUUAUUUUACAUUAAUUGUUGUUCUGUUACAUUGUUUGUUGUACAUUUGUUAGUAUAAGUACAGAGGAAACAUUGUUGUUUUGUAUUUGAUUGGGAUGAAAACUUACAUUUGAUUUCUGAAAAGAUUUUUUACAAUACCUAUGUAAAUAGAGUCAUCUGUGUUGUGAUAAUGAUCUUCCAUGUUGUGAUAAGAAUUACUGUGAUGUAUUUGUAAGAUUUAGUUCAUGUUGACACAUUCCAUAAAUGAUUGCAUAAUAUAUAACUGUUUAUAUACAAUGGCAAUGGUCGGAGAAUGUUAUAUUUAGUAUUAUUUACUGAAACCAGACUAGGGUUGAUUUAAUCUUUUUAGUUUUAAAUCUUGUAUAGAGGAUAUAACUUCCUUAGUAUAUGGGUAUAGAUAGGCAUUGAUGCCAUAAUAAGAAGCUUAUACAUUUUAGAAGUGGUCUCUUAAGUCAGUUCAGUCCCGGUUUAUUAGGUUUAUAAUGAAAAAUUUUAUAAUUAAACCAUUCCAAGUUUCGUAGGUAUUUUCCUCCAUACUAAUUACUUGUAUGCAUGUAAAUCUUUGGACUUUGUUCAAGUUUUUUUUAAAUGACAAUAUAUUCCUUAAACUUAUUUUACAUCAAUAAAGAGAUUUUGAUAAAUAUUUUGAUAGUCCCUUUUACUUAAAACUUGUUUUAUAGACAACUGUCUUUUUUUUGUUUGCUUUAUGUUGGAAAUCAAUUAACUAAAUUUAUACAUGAACUUUUCAUUAAGGAAAACAGUAGGUUUUUAAAACUUGCUCCGGUCACAGAAAGUAAAUAAUGUCACAGACUAAAUAAUUUUCUCAUGAUAUCAACUAAGGAAAUUUGAUGUUGAAUCAAAGUUCUAUAAUGGAAUAUCUCUUAAUUUCCUACCAAAAUCACCUUAAAACAGAAUAUUACAUGCAUAGUGAGGAUGAGAACACAGAAAUAAGAUAUGAAUUUAAACAUGCUAGGUUUUAAGGCAUCACCCUAUUAUUUGAGGUUUGAACUGUCAUCUAAUAUCACAAAAUAUUUAAGAGUAGAUUAAUUUCUGAAGAAAUGUAUAAAUUUCUGAGGGAGAUGAUUGUUUCCACUUAAUAUUAAGUAUCUAGUUCAUUUACUGUAAGUUAUAAUUUAGCUACCUUAGGACCUUUUAUAGCUUACCGUAUGAGUUUUACUCAUUGUUUAAGGCUGUAGGGCGAACUUCAGCUGUUUACAUCCACAACCUUUUGUCUCUAUUUAUAUACGGCCAUCUAAGACAGGACGUAUUGUAUGUAUACCAAUGUCCUUCCAUCCAUCUGUUAACAGUGACUUUGAUUGUCAGAUUAUAGUAAAUUUUUCACUUAUUAUACGCCCGUUUACAGGAGGUAUCAUGGUAUACCGUUGUCCGUCUGUCUGUCCAUCUGUCUGUCGUCAACAUGUCGGACAUUAACUCAAAAACGAUUUAACCAAUUUGCAUGAAACUUUGGUGAAUUAUUCAUAUCUAUUGAUGUGAGCUCCCUUUCGUUUUUUAUAAAUUUUGGAUUUUACAUUUCCUAGUUAUGGGGUUUUAUUCAUUAAAAAAAGGGGGAUUUUCCAGUUUUCGAACAAUAACUCAAAAAUACUUUCACCAAUUUGCAAGAAAUUUUGGUUUAUAUCUUUUGACAUGAGCUCCCUGUAGAUUUUUAUAAAUUUUAGAUUUUACGUUUCCAAGUUAUGAGGUUUUCUUCAUUAAAAAAGGGGGGAUUUUCCAUUUUUCGCACAAUAGCUCAAAAAUGCUUUCAGGAGUUCUCAUGAAACUUUGGUAAAUUGUUUAUAUCUGUUGUCUUUCGCUCCCAUUCGAUUUUUAGAUAUUUUCGAUUUUGAAUUUCUGAGUUAUGGAAUUUUAUUCAUAAAAAAGGGGUGUUUUCUAGUUUUCUGACAUUAUCUUUAAAGUGCUUUGGGCAGUUUUGAUUAAACUAUGGUGACUGAUUUAUAUCUAUUAAGAUAACCUCCCUUUAGUGUUUCAUAAAUUUCUGAUAUGACAUUGAGAAGUUAUUGAACUUUAUUCUUCGAAAAUGGGACGGGCGUAUCAUGCGUCAUGGCGCAGCCGUUUAUUGUACCAUAACGUGAGUUUGAUUGGAAUGAUUCUUUGGAAAAUUGGCAUAAUUGAUGGAAUCGGUGAACAUAACUAACCAUUUGAUUUAAAAAAUGGUAUCCUCAGGCAUGUCUUUCUACAGAACCAAUUUUAUUUGCUCAUGAUAAAGUAUCCCAUUUUAUUCUCGCAACAAUUUCAUAAUAAGGAUGUAUCAUGCACUCUUCAUGCAGCUGUUUAUUAUAUAUGUAUAACCAGCACAUCAGAAUUUGAAUAUCUUAAGACACAGCCCACAUGCACAGUUAAUUUUCUAUUUAUUAAAUUUGAUUAUUCUUGAUUGUAUUGUAUCAAAAGAAAUAUAUAUUUUUUCAUUGCUUACAAGGUUGGGGCUUUUAUUUAUAAUUUUAUUUGUAUUUUAUAUCAUCAAGUAUUCAUUUACACUUUAUUAAAAAUAUUUUUAAUAUACAGCAUAUAUAGCAUUAUUUAUAGGCAAUUAUUUAUGUAAAAAGUACAACGUAAUCAUAUUCCUUUUUAGCUCAACUAUAGGGCCAAGUGAGCUUUUCUCAUCACUUGGUGUCCGUCGUCCAUUGUAUUUCCUCAUCAUCGUUUUUUUGCCUAUUAUCUUGAAAACUAUAACAGAUAAACAGACACUUUGAACAGCAGAAAUGAUCAGCAAGGUACUCAUAUAAGUCAAGAUCUGAACUCGUCAGUCCAGUCCUUAUUGUAGUUCUUGUUUUUAAAGAAGAUUUUUACUAAUUAUUUGUGUUUUUUACCUAUUAUCUUGAAAACUAUAAAAGAUAUAUAGUUCGAAUCCCGGCAAGAUUUAACAUUGUUGUGCUGAUAUUUAGAGUAAUCAUGAAUAUAUAUAUAUAACAAAAGUGAUCAGCAAGACAAAAGAUAAAUAUAAGUCAAAUUUUGCUGAAAUCUUUAGUAUUUUUUUAAAGAUUUAUUUUUAGGAGUGAUUGCCCUUAAAUGAUGAUUUUUUUACCCUUUUUUAUGUAUGUGGCCAAAACUAAAGAAUUUAAACUGAAAAAAAUUAUCAGCAAUACGAGAUCAACAAUAAAGAGAGUUUUGUCAUCUAUUUCUUUCUAAUCUAUAAUGUUGGAGAGUGUCCAUUGUUGAAGAUGCACAUCAAGGUUAGUGACACAGGCUCUUUAGAGUCUCUAUUUGAUCAUUAAAGCAGUCAAAUAAAAAAGAAAUAAUCAAUUUUCAUUUAAUUUUAAAUUUCAGACUUUAGACCAGUUUACCACAUAUUUGUUUGAUGUGAUGUUUGUGAAGUUUCAUGUUAACCAGACAUAUGUAAAUGUUUGAAGUAGUUUAUGAUUUGAGUCAGUUUUGGUGUAGUCAUGUUUAUGGACUAGUAUACCAAUGUUGGUGGAUUUUGUUAUUGUUUUUUAUUUAGAAAGAAACAAAUGUAAUAAAGUGUUAUUGCUGUA
Mytilus californianus (California mussel) is the source of this 6111-nucleotide messenger RNA. RefSeq names its product transmembrane protein 47-like. The transcript has 4 exons. Lineage: Eukaryota; Metazoa; Mollusca; Bivalvia; Mytilida; Mytilidae. Gene Ontology annotation, cellular component: cell-cell junction; membrane. Bases 109 to 663 code for a protein of 184 amino acids. The record is from RefSeq and is a predicted model, not a curated record. Gene Ontology annotation, biological process: cell-cell adhesion.